Messenger RNA from Monascus purpureus, 925 nucleotides. The record is from the annotation of a GenBank genome assembly. NCBI's taxonomy places the organism in Eukaryota, Fungi, Ascomycota, Eurotiomycetes, Eurotiales, Aspergillaceae.
GAUCAAGAAGAAUAUGCGCAAGGUAUUCUUUCCGCCGACACCUAGAGUUACUCCGUAUUCCAGUUCCUAGCUCACAGCCAUACCAAUAUCAAGCGAGAUGGAAUCUGCUCGUACGAUCUCCGAAUUAAAGUCGGCUUUCAUUAGACGUCAAUUGCGCAUAUUGUCUGUGAAUCUCGAGCCCAAUGAGAAUUGGAGAGAGUACGCUUUGGGAGCGGAGGCGGAGGACCUUAGCGAGAAGGUUGUCGAAGAUGUUUUACGGAAAUUAAAUGCUGCUUUGAAACAACAUAAUCGUGUCGUCUACUCUACCCAGGCAGUACAUCAUGUCGCUCAACAAAUAUCGAGUCUGUAUUGGUCUACAGUGGUUCGAGAAAACCAAAGCUUGGAGUCCUAUGCCAGCGGAGUUGAAAAAACAGCGGACUUGUCAAGACACGGAAACAUCAGCAGACUUCCCAUAGACAUAGAGGACCAAAAUGAAACAGGAGAAGAAAUAUCGAGGUAUCGACACCUCCGCCAACGUCUCAUCGAUUUGGACAACCGGCGCCAGCAACGAAGACAGCGUCUUUGCCAAUUUCAGGAACUGCAGCGUUUACUUGAGCCUUUCAAGAAUCCACGGGAAAAUAUCCAGCCAAACCUUGUUACCAGAGACGGGGAGCUCUUUCGGGAGCUGGACAAGAUGAGGAUGUUAGCUGCUAGAGUUGGAGGACGGAUUAAUCAGAGAAAGAGAAAAAGUAACGGACACGAGAUUAAACCUUUGCAGGGAUUUGACCAGAGACUCGAAGCACUGUUAGAAAUGACUUGACGAGGAAUGAGGUUGAAGUUGUCCAUUGAAUUGAUGGCCGGUCUUUUUGACUUUAUAUGUAUGACACUGUAUGAUACCAUGAUUCAAAUACCCAUCAUUCUGAGAGUAAUCCCUUUUGCAUAAAUU